AUGUGCAAGUUAGAAUUUUUAAAUGAAAUUCACGCACUCGAAAUACUACUAGAGCUCGCAAAGGUAUGUGUAUGAUCUCAAAUCAGUAACAACUGAAAUCUUGCUUUAAAAUUGAUGAUAUUUUAAGAAUAGAUAAAACCUGCUUGACUCGGAUAAUACCGGUGGAAAAUUAAAAAAGUGUAGGUUAAGAUACAUUCAAGUCCUUUUAAGAUUCCUCAGAACAGUGAUUUUAUAAUAAUGAAACACAGAAAAGGUAGUGUUUCUCAUAAAAAAGUUCAUUCCCAUUUGUUUGUUUUUCAACAGCUCGUUAGAAGGAUAAAUUUAACAAUUAUUUUCAAAGAAUAACAGAAAGAAAUAACAAUACAUGAUUGACAAAUCUUGCUUCUCACGAUUGUUUGUUUAAAGGUUAUUCACCAUUAAGCUUAUGUAAACUUACCGGCGCCGUUCUGCAGAUUUCCAAGCAAUGCUUUGAUGCUUUGUCCAGCUGUUUCUUUCUCAGAAACGUAAAAUAAAUUUUCUUUUUGUAAUAUUAAAAAAAGCAAAGUGUUAUUCAUUUAAAACUAAACAAAACGUGGCGCAUUGUAUGGGUAUAACUUUACUGAUUACUGUAAAAAGGUAAAACAGUCAACCACCCUGUUGGACCUCCGGCUGGCUUUCGAAUUUGGUAAGUAUCCAGAGGGCAGGUUUUUUGUAGCCGCAGAAGUGAGUAUAUUUCAUGAAGGUUUCUGGUCUUUUAAGUUUAUUUAACUUUUAAGUAUUGCGGAGCCUAAGAUUUCAAUUCAGGUUCUGAUCUCGUUGAAUAUAUGUAAACUAAAAUUUCCAUUACAAUUCGGCCAUGCAGACAUCUUCGAUUCUUCUUCUUCUUUUUUUAUCUUUGAUAAUACCAGACUCUGGCUCAGCUCUUUGUUCCCCCUUUAGCCCAGUUAUAGGCUCUCAGUCACUCCCAACGCCGAGUUAAAAUAGAUCAAAAUAUUAACAAGCGCAUAGCAGAAUAGUAGUAAACGAGAGCCAACGAAAUGAUGAUCAGAAUGAUAACAGCCUAGGGGAUUGAAAGGGAUUCACAUAUAUUUUGAAAACUUACUUAACGCUAAAUAACACGCAAUUUAGUUAAGGCCCGGUCAAGUCACCAGCAAUACCUGUUGCGAACUAUUCAAAGAAAUUCAGUAUGAUACAGGUUAUUAAAGGAAAAAGGCGAAUAAACCACAAAAACUAAGUAUGCUGACAAUGCCGUACAAAGUUCUUAGGCCUUUGUUUGUGCACAAAGGCUAAAGUAGCCUGCGGAGCUUUCCGAUACCUGAAACAAUGUGUGCAAUAAUUCAUCAUUAUUACUAUCAUUACAUCAUUAUUAUUAAUUAUUUAUUAUCAGUUAUUAUUAACUAAUAAUAGUUUUUUAUUAAUUAUUAAUUAUUAAAUAGGAUUUGUAAGUAGGAUUUUGAGAAAUGUAGGUCAAAGCGCAAAUCAAAAGUUUUGAUUGAUAUUUUGCGCAAUACAAGUCAAUAAAUGUUAUUAUUAUUAUUAUUAUUAUUAUUGUGAAUGGUUUGAACCCAGGAGUCAUUUCAAAAGUAGGUUGAGUUUGAUCGUCCCGAGUAUAAUACCAUCAACUGACGUGAUACAACUCACUUUGACUCUGAAGAUGACUACCGCACAUGUUGUCGAAACGUCAGUCACUGUCACCAUCAACAGUCCUAUUCAGGACUACGUUCACCCGGACGAUCAAACUCAACCCACAUUAUUAUUAUUAUUAUUAUUAUUAUUAUUAUUAUUAGUCAGAAAUUUCACUAGACUUGAUGAUACAUCGUGAUAUAGCGUUGUAUUAUUCUCUUUACUGAAACAAGAAAAGGACAAAAAAUCGGAUGUGAGAUUCAGGCUCCCUUAAGCGGGACGUUUUUAAAUACUGUUUGCUGAUUUUUUUUUUUUUUUUACAGAAAACGCCGUGAUUUUAAAGACAAUGCUUAAGCUGGGAUUCUUGGUGUUUGCAUUGUCUCACUUCUGCUUGGCCGACAUCUACCUUCAUUUUAUACCAGGAUCAAACAAUCGACUGAACGGUAACCAAGCCAACGUGAGGAACGCAAACAGACUUUAUGACUCCCAGGUACGUAGAGUACACCAGCCUCCUUGGCCUGUCGGUGGUCACAAUGCUCGAUUGAGUCGAUUUCCCCUGCGUAGAAUCAGGGAUAUAGCAGACAUCACUGUUUACAAACAUUGCUGUUGUUGUAACGAGUGAAACAAAGGAAUAUAUCGUUUCAAGAACCAACGUGCGCUUCUGGUUAGCACAUCAAUAUCAAUACUAGGUGACAAAAAAAAAUUCAUCGUGAAUUUUUCUAUUAGGGACUUAUCCGGCGAUCCGACGACCUAAUGGAAACGAAAACGUCAAAAAAUAAUAGGAUUAGAAGGCAAUUCUAAUCUGCAUCACACUUUUUUAUACAUUUCUUUGGCCCUAUUGCACGAUUAUGACGUAAAAUUGCCUAGUUUCACAUUUUAUAGAUACGCAAACAAACAACGAUGAAACUAUAUUUCUCUUUCUGAACUUGGAUAGGUAUGCUAAGGAUCGCCUACAAUGAAACUAUUGAUAAAUUCAUGGGUAGGAAUGAUAGCGAUAAAGACUGGAAGAACGAAAAUUCACUUUUUACGCGACGUUUUCGUUGCCAUCGCGUCGUCGGAUCGUAAAGUCCCUAUUGUAUUGUGGUAACACUUAGUAACAAUGGCAAGAACCACAACGUUUGAAUUGCUUAGGAGCAUGCAACCUUCGCUUGACCUUUUGAAUGAUAAGCACGGCACUCUGGCUUAAAAGGAGGGACAAACAGGAACUUUACCCGCACAGUAGGGACCUUAAGAUCCGACGACUCCACCCCCCACCCCCCGCCCCGCGAAAAAAAUGAGACUUUAACGACUUGAGUUGCUCCAAUUUUUACCUUCGUAUUUAUCCUAACUGAAGGGCACCGGUAGAAACAGUUUGUAGGGGAAAACCUUAUUACACUCUGCUAUUAAAGCGCGGAAGGGUGAAGGAAAAGAUAGUCAAAAUGACGCGAUUAAUUUUGACUGUCACUAUUCUUUAAUUCUUGUAUGUGUUGGCUGCUGCUGAUUUCACAGAACAACGGUAAAGCCGGUUACAACGUGGGAGAUAGUGGAAGCAACAAUCCUGGCGAAAAUAUUCAAGAAAAGCGACAACGACCCCUGGUAAGACAUUCAUUCGGUUCUAACUAUUAAAUAACACAACAAGUUUAAAUCUGGUGGUGUAACAGAUGUCCUAGCAUGUGAAAACUUGAUUAUUCUAUCCCCUUAUUAAUUCUAAUGGAACUAUCAACAAACUGCGACGCUGCCUCCAAAUAAAUCUGGCUAUAAUAAUGAGAAUGAGAAUGAAAAUGAGAAUGAGAGUGAUACAAACUGAUGAACAUUUAAACUUUUCCUUUUGUGUUUCGAAGGAAUUUUAUAUGAGUGGCUGUGACAAGAAUGCUCCGACUGAGGUGGAGAUCAUGUGGACCAACCAACACGGAACAGGACCCAAAACGGAUGACCGAGUAGAGACACAGGUUAUCUUACAGUACAUGUGCCAGGCAUACCUCCCUGGUAAGAUGGAGGUUAAAGACAUCAAUAAAGACUUCCAGCUGCAUACUAUACGUAACGGAGGAAACCGUAACACACAGACUUUUAGAAAGGAUCAAAGAGAAGACCGACAAAUCAGAAAGGACCGCGGACUUCAUGAACCCAAGGAGUAUUACAACGCUUACGUUCGCAGGGAGCGGAACAAGGGUAAGAAAAACUUAACAAUUUCGCAAGUUGUUUCACGUCAUUUCUAUUCUUGUCAAAAUCAAAUCCAAAUUGAGCGUAAACAUCAUACAAGGCUGUAAACGACGAGAGAAUGUAUGAGAGAAAGGGCUGGGACAAAGGAAACGCCUUUUUCCAUAGAGUUAAAAUUUACUGACGGUCAGAGGACAAGAUGAACGCUUUCUCUCUCAUCUUUUCUCUACAACUAAGAAAGCAGAAUCAUUAAUCUAUCUGCUAUUCAUAUACCCCUGGGCAUAUAAUAUUUAACUGAGUAAAGUCAAACCCAGUUAAAGGGACAGGUUCACGGUUCAGCGCAUGCUCAUUUAUCAAAAUGCUGUUUUUCUGCCGCGACAUGCUGUAUCGUCUAUGCAAGCAAUAUGAUCAUGUCAUCAUGAUGUCAAAGAGCCAAUCUGCACACUCCCCUGGCAGUCACUUGAUCAACUUAUGUGCAAAUUACUGUAAAUUAAUCAACCAUGGAAUAAAACCUUCGGGUCAACAAUAAAUUCAACGUUGGUAGUGUUGGCCUAAUCCAAAUUUCUGCGAUUUUAGUACUCCUCCAUCCUACUUCAGGUUACUCUGAAAUACACUCUGAGAUCGCUGAGAUACAUGUGAGUAGAAUUAUUAACCGAUAGAAUUAAUCAAAAAUGGAAAAAAAGGAAUUUAUUUAUGAGCAUGCGCUUAACCGUGAACCUGUCUCUUUAACAUGGACACUGUUGGGGCCAUAGAAAUUGUCUGUAUUAACAGAGUGUCUGUAUUAAGUGGGUUUCAUUUAGAGAAAAUGUAAGGGCUUCUUUCCCCUGGAACAAAGCAUUAACAGUUCGUGAUGAUGAGGUGUCCUGCAAAUGUGAAAUUCGAGCUUCGAGAGGUUUUAUGUUAUUAUUUGUCGCUGUGAGGAAAUCUACGGUUGCUAUUGUAUCCAAUAAGAAAAUUAAAUAUACUAAUCUCAACCCAUAAUUAAUUAUCGUCUUUAACAUAAAAAGUUCUUCAUGCAAACAUGCUCGACCCCGAUUUCUUGCGAUGGCAAAUUUCUUCACUUACUUACCCCUUAAGAAACCAAGAGACAUCGCUUUUUCCCCUUGUCAGUCCUAAAGCGCGUGCAAAGAUGGCAGGUAUUGUGAAUAAGGACUAUUGCACAAUCCAGUGAAUAGAGAUUUAUUCAGUGGAUUGCGCUAUCAAUAUUUAGUAAAAUCCAACUAGUGGUCUAUUUUCAAUGCUGCGUUGUGAUUGGUUGAGCUACUACUAGGCUAUAUGUUAUAGCCCACUAGUAGCGAAAAGCGCGGGCUUUUUGGCGGCAAAAAAAGGAUUAAAGUCUAGCUUUAACUAGUUGAAAGUGUUUUGACGAACUAGUUGGAUUUUACUAAAACAAUUAUUCCUCUGGCCCUCAUGGCCUCUGAGUCAAUAGCCCAUUCGCCCUUCGGACUCAUGGGUUAUUUACUCAGAGCCCAUUCGGGCUCGAGGAAUAAUUGUUAAAUAUCCAUCUUUUGAACAAUCGGAGCCAGAAAGCAAGAUAGGAUAACAGAAAUUUAAGAUAAUUAGUCGAAGCGAAAACGGUUUAGUACCUUGCGGGGAAAAGUUGAAUCGAGUGCAUUUGUCGUCACCAUCAUCAUCAUCAUCAUCAUCAUCAUUAAUCUUCAUAAUCUUCCUCGUUAUCAUUAAUCAUCAUCAUCAUUAUCCAGAAACCCAAAAUCGUUAUAUCAUCAUCGUUGUCAUCGGCAUCAUUACCGUCAUCAUCGUCAUCACAGUCUUUGUCAUGUUCGUCAUCAUCAUCAUCAUCAUCAUCAUCAUCAUCAUCAUCAUUAAUAGUCUUCGUCAUCAUCUGUCUGUCAUUAAGGAUUUUCAGGAAGACCAAGAUAUCGAGUAGCAACUUUGGGUCUCAAGCCAGUUUUGUCUCAAGGACCCUCGCUCCUCUUAUUGUAUCAUUGUACUGACAGUUUGUUAUAUAGAGACUGGUGGAUUUACAAGUUCUUAAACACGAUGAUACCUGAAAACCAGAUUAAGAACUAUCUUGUAGUCAAUCUCAUAGUCGUAAGAUAAACGCAAGUCCCCUUACAUCCCAAUGUCUUUCCCAGGGUUCUCUCUUACUCGUCCCCACCAGUAGGACAGAACCCUGAGAACAAGGCUGCUUACAGCCCACAAACAAUGGCAGGACAAAAAACAUUUUUUUCAAACGAAGUAACUUUUCACUAAUUUGCAGGCUUAUUCACCGCUGACCAAAAACUUAAAGGCACUACCACACAGUACACACGACAGAAUGCUAAUGGAAACAGAAGGGGCCUGGAGGUACCUGAGGAGCGUGAUUACUAUCCCUACUGGGGCCCUACCCCGUGGAACGACAUUGCCAUCAUGGUUAGUAACAAAGAAACAGAGAAGUUGAUGAAAGACUACGUAAAAAGUCAGGAAUUUUUCGAGAAGUGUAAGUUACUACCAAUUAAAAAUUGUACAAUUGUAUCUGACUAUGAGAAAACCUGUCGGAACAACACUUAACAUUGUCGAGCACUGUCUUAUUAGAGAGCUUUAGAUUUAAGGACGAGAACGUCGAGUACUAGUACGAGAUUUAACUUAAAGCUUUUGCGCGUGUUCUAAAAAAAAUACACCCUGGAAAGCUUCGUUUUUUACUUUUUUUCACCAAAAAAGUAAAUACGGUUGUUUAUACUAAAGGAGGUUAAGCCCUCUCCCGAUAGCAAAACGAUAAAACCUCUUACAUUUAAUAACUUGUUCACGCCCAUGGAUGUGACGUCACAUUUUUCCACUAUGUUGGAACCGAUCACGUCAGCCAGUUUCCUAUCCAGUCUUUCUAUUAUACAUGUUCACGCCACUAUGACAUUCUGGCUAAAACUCGGAGUAGACUAAUUACCACGGCCAUAUUACGUUUUCCAAAAUGACGCUGGUUCACGCUUGAGCAAUACUCAGUAUUGAGAAAAUCUCGUACUCGUAGUCGUCCUCGUCUCAGAAUCUAAAGCUCCAUUAUAUAUAUAUUAUUUCAAGUGUGCUUAUUUCUUCUUUUAAUCGUUAUAAUAAAUUAAUUAAUAGACCUUUUUAGCUUGUUUGUUUUGUUUUCACAUUUCAGACCACCUCAUGGUACCUCAGAGAACCGUUUCUUUCAAAUGUCGUCCUAUGCACAUGAAUCCACGUGCAUAUGUAUGCAUAACUCACGAAAAAAGGAAAAUUUCAUUGAGAAAAUCUCGUGGUCUGACUUGGGAAAACAAAAAAUACAAGCUAAAUAGGUCUAUUAAGCAAAUCAUUCAGUUUAAUGAAUGAAUGAAUUAUAAUCAAUUAGAACUCAUUUUCACGAAAUGCUGGACCUAAUUCAAAUCGGUUUUCUUGUAGGGCUGUGUAUCAUGAAGAAUGGUCUCCAAAAGCAAUCGUCCUGCCCAAGAAUCCCACCUCGCAACAGAAACAGCGAAUACUGUGUCGCCAGCUUCAUAUCUAGAGAAUCGUGUGUGAACGGAGGAGGAAACUGGACCAAAGUUCUGACAAACUACAAAGAAAGGCUGUCCGACAACGCUGAUUUAUGCGCCAGCGUCAAGAGAGUUUAUGGUGUACCUUACGAAGCCCACAAAAUAACCCAAGGCUCGGAUAAUCAAAAGCAAGUUCUCGUUAGGGCGGACGAAACGGAAGUAGUCUACGCUCCCUCCACUGUUGUCAACCAUAAUGGACUGAAUAUGGAAGGAGAGUUUUCUUCGUAUAAAUGGAAAGUUCCGCACUUUCCGUCCCAAACCAUUCAGCGUUGUGUCUUGAGGAUAAGGUGAGACGUCGACCGACUAAGCUUUUUUACAAUAACUAAGCAAUUUCUUGCGUGUUUAUUGGCUGAGAGCCAUGGUGAAUGAGAGUAUGGACCAGGGAACUACAGUUCCUUGAGUUCUUAACUUGCUGUCGACACUCCUUUGUUUUUUUUCCCAUAUUUUAUAAAUUCUAUAAACCGCCGUUUAGAUUAUCAGAAAUAUAAUGUGAGCUUAUUCUUACAUUCCAUGUCUGUGUAUAUUGGCAGGUACAACAUUACUACUGAUGAUGCACCAAGGUCUUUUACUGCGGCUGAUAACGCUGAGUAAGUGGCAUUGCACCUCCCGAGCCGGGUAGAGAAGGGAGAUGGUGUUUAAUUUCUUAAUCGAGUUUUACAAACGGAGAGGGUCCAACCUAAGGACUACCCCUUACUACCCCCUUACCGUAUUAUUUUACAAUUUUGACAGAACAAAAAUACCCCUUUCACAUACCUACUUACGAACACCACAUACACGUUCCAAAAGAUUGAAAGGAGUUAAUGAACUAUAUUGUGAAACAGUACCCAUCCAAAGUGCAUCUGUUUCAAGUAUUUUUACAUCUUUCAUUAUGAUAAUACUAUUACCUCCUAAAAUCCCUACCAUUUUUAUAUACCUGAAGUCCGAAAAGGUUUUCUGUUUGGAUCCUUUUUGAGUUGGCUGUUAUCUGAGGUACCGCUAAUCGAGAGGUCGAUCCAUUAACGAUCCAUUAAAUAAAGAAAUUCGUUUUAUGUUAGCGCUAACCAACCUAGACCAACUAAUUCUUCCAUUUUUCCAAACGGUUAUAAACUUUCCCUCCUCCUCCCAUGACCGCCGUCCCCCGUCCAGUCACUAAGUGAGACGGUAGUCAUCUGAGCUAGACUGUGAACAGUCUAAUCAAUAAACUAUGUGCCGUUUUUGUUGUUUACUCUUUAGAAAGCUUUCACUUAGUCUUAUUCUGGGGAUAAUGUUUAACUAAAGUUUCCCGCAAGAGGUUAAAUUUGGCUGCUGACAGAAUGGAAAAAAAUAAGCAAGCAAACAAACAAAACCCAUGCUUCUCAGCUUUUUAGUUGCUCUGACGUUAGGCCAUGUACCUCAAAUCGAUUUUGUAAAGUUUGGGUGAAAGCGGGCGUUGUCCAAUGUGAAUUCAUCCCUUCAAUGGCUCCCGCUGCAUGUGAUACUUCCACCGUCCCUACAAUCAGGCGUUUUUUACCCAAACAUAAUAGCCCGCGUUGUAGCCGGACUCAAGACCUAUAAAGAACUCGAUAAGGAUUUAGACGGUCAGCGGCGCAGGCUAAAACAAAAGGGAAGAAGGACCGCCCGAUCGCAGGUUACACCGUCCCCAGCUUUUGCUUUUCUUCCAGUUUGCUUCAAGUUUGCUUUAUCUGAUUCCCUCCUUUUGCCAAAUCUUUUUUUAUAAAUUAUAUUCCAGUACCAUGACUCUUCAAUAGAUAUCGCUAGAAUAGUUCCAAUUUGCUUCUAGAGUUAAGAAUGACCCUACAACCCUUGCUGUGGAUGGAACAACGAAGCUUCAGUUAGCCUUGAACACCGCUCAACUCGCUCGUACUUUCCAGGACAGAACACAUGUGUUUUACUUGAAGCCACGACCCGCGAGUAUUAAAAAUGCGAGGGUAGUUUACAUCGGAGGGAUGGGAAAGAGAGGAAAUAUUGUUCAAACCUAUCCCGCCAUGGAGUAUCGCUUCGUCCCUGAGCGUUUGACUGUUUCCACCAGAGAUGUGUUGUGUUUUGCUUGGUCUGGUGAGUUUGUCUCCUUGAAACAUGCACGUGACGUAGAUUGGGCCUGCGUAUAGACUACGAGUAGUCAGCGCAAUGUAGGAGCUGCUCGUAAGGUGUGUCCUCAUUGGUCACAGAAAACAAUAGCACGUCAUUGAUUAUCAUUAUUUCCCAUUGUUUCACGGUUAGAGUAUCGAACCAAUUGGCUUUUAGGGUUAGGAGAGCUGCUACAUGCCUGAGUUUUCCCUCAUUUUCCUCUGAUACCUGAGGAGCUUUAGCUUUGGCGACGGUGACAGCAGCGAAAACGUCACUUUUAAAACUGGUAUUCGCUUUUUUUUCACACAUUGCCCAAUUCGCCGAAAAUGUCAAAUGUAGGCAAACAAAGUUCCCUUAAGUUGAUUUAUUGGGGGGACCCCACUUAAGUUUAGAAAGAGAAAGAAAAAGUGGUUGUCGUUUGUUUACAUUGCUCAGCUCCAUAAAGCGUGAAAUUAGGUAUUUUCACGUCGUAGUCGUGCAAUGAAGGCAAGGAAAUGUACAAAAAAAGUGUGAUGCACGUGCAAAGUUGUUGUUUUGCUUGACAAACCCAAUGCUUUUUUAUGUUCUCGUUGCCGUCGCCGUAGUCGUUUGAAUUUGUAAAGCUCCUUAGUGGAAUCAGCGAGCGCGUGUGAAAAUCGCCCCUAAGAGGAGAGUGACACGUGGAGGUAAGAGGGCGUAAUUAUAAAUUGGUCAACGCUGUUCUUGACUUAGUUUUUGAAUUUCUCUCUGCAGGAUCUAAUAACAAUCCAAACAAUGAUGGGGAAGGACAAGCACGUAAGGACGACAUCUAGCGUCUUUAUAUUUCUUAAUUUUAUCCCUUGUGAGGGAAUUCGGGAAAUUUUUGUUUGUGGAAUUCGGGAAAUUUGAGUUGUGGAAUCUGGAAUCCCGGAUUUUAAAAUCCGAAAUGCAGCUCAAGGAAUUUGAAAUCCCUCUAACGAUUGGAAUCAGGAAUCCAAAAUGCGGAAUUCUCUACCGGAAUCCGGAAUCCGGAGUCCAUGGCGUGGAACCAGAAUCCAAGACUGUAUUAAUUUCCUUUACACCAGUAGGGAGACUUAAUUGGUCUCUUGCUUUAUAUAUUUAGCAGACGGAUGCACUGUACGUGUUCGACUGUCUAUUUCCAAUUUUUUCCUUGUACAAUAUCUUUUAGGGUCGGACAGAACAAACGUGUGUUGGGUAAAGGAAGGAUGCAGUUCGCUCAAGCCUAAAGCCUGUUCCAGCUUGCCUCUUGAAGUUGUUGAUAAUGUGAACGAAUUCAACGCCGAUAAGUUGAACCUUCACUUCAACACAGGGUGUUACACCGGUGAUGCUAAAAAUCUGCAAGCUCAACUGAACAACGCGCCGGCCUCCUGUAAUCCACCGUGCUUCCGCAUCAAGAAGCCUGGGGAGUACUGUUACAUGAGCACGCGUAAUAACAACUUCUCCAACCGACGUCACAUGGGACAGAUCACCGUCCGCUGAAAGGAAAUACAAUCAAGAAACUUUAGCUGACAAAGAUUUCUAUUAAGUUUUGUUGCUGAUUUUAUUUGUUAGUUAUAGAUUACCAAAUAUUGAUUGAACUAAAUUGUCGUAAUAUUCAACAGCCUGGUUUCCUAUUAUAGACCGUUAUAAUGUAACACGAACUUUAAUUCGAUGCUGGCUACAACAAUUGCUCUUAUUUAUUUUUUUUUUUUUGUUAACUUCAAACUGUAAAUUUUCUUCUAGGAUUUGUGAUGUUAUUCUACUGCUAAGUGUUUUAUGUAAGCUUUCAAAUAUUUGUGCUUAAAUACCUAGUAAGCCACACUGCUUCAUAAGAAAUCUUUGUAGUCUGAGUUUCCGCCUACGUUAGCCUAAUAAGUAUUGACGAACCUAGGGCGAGAUGGAGUUAACUGAAUUAGUUAAAAUAGAUAAAUUGUGGAAGUGCUGUUUCUUAUUCAUGAAACGUAGGUAUUGAAAAUAAAAUGUUUGUUAGGUG
Molecule: messenger RNA, 11220 nt
Organism: Porites lobata
Lineage: Eukaryota; Metazoa; Cnidaria; Anthozoa; Scleractinia; Poritidae
Source: the annotation of a GenBank genome assembly